Molecule: messenger RNA, 2020 nt
Organism: Pteropus alecto (black flying fox)
Lineage: Eukaryota; Metazoa; Chordata; Mammalia; Chiroptera; Pteropodidae
Gene: XPNPEP2
Product: X-prolyl aminopeptidase 2
Exons: 21
Coding region: 1-2016 (671 amino acids)
Molecular function (GO): metalloaminopeptidase activity
Source: RefSeq, a predicted model, not a curated record
AUGGCCCUGGUUCCCUGGGCCUGCUGCCCCUGGCUUGUCCUCCUCUGUGCUUGUGCCUGGGGCAAUCCAAAGCCAGCGGACCCAAAAACAGAGGAUGUGAGAAACUGUUCAUCCAGCCCUCAGUACCUUCCAGUUACUGCGGUCAAUACCACAGAGAAGCUCAUAGCCCUCCGCCAGCAGAUGCACACCCACAAUCUCUCUGCCUACAUCAUCCCAGACACGGAUGCGCACAUGAGUGAGUACAUCGGUGAACAUGACAAGCGGCUUGCAUGGAUUACAGGCUUUACAGGGUCUGCAGGAACCGCAGUAGUGACCAUGGGGAAAGCAGGUCUCUGGACUGACAGUCGCUACUGGACCCAGGCUGAGCGGGAGAUGGACUGCAACUGGGAGCUCCAUAAGGAAGUUGGCACUACACCCAUUGUCAACUGGCUCCUCACUGAGAUUCCUGCUAGAGGGCAUGUGGGCUUUGACCCUCUCCUCUUCUCCGUUGCCUCCUGGGAGAGUUAUGACGCGGCCUUCCAAGGCUCUGACAGAGAGCUGGUGUCCAUUACAGCCAACCUUGUGGACCUGGUGUGGGAGUCAGAGAGGCCUCCAGCUCCAAGCCAGCCCAUUUAUGUCCUGCAAGAAACAUUCACAGGGAGCACCUGGCAGGAGAAAGUAUCUAGCAUCCGCAGCCAGAUGCAGAAGCACCACAAGGCCCCAACGGCUGUGCUUCUAUCAGCGCUUGAUGAGACAGCCUGGCUCUUCAAUCUUCGCAGCAGUGACAUUCCUUAUAAUCCCUUCUUCUAUUCCUAUACAUUGCUCACGGACUCCUCCAUCAGAUUAUUUGUAAACAAGAGUCGCUUUAACUCCGAGACCCUGCAGUAUCUGAAUUCCAGCUGCACUGGCUCCAUGUGUGUACAACUUGAAGAUUACAGCCAAGUCCAUGACAGCAUCCAAGCCUACGCCUCAGGAGCUGUGAGGAUCUGGAUCGGAAUGGCCUACACUAUGUAUGGACUCUACAAAGUGAUACCCAAGGAGAAACUCAUAGCAGACACCUACUCCCCAGUGAUGAUGACCAAGGCGGUGAAAAACAACAAGGAGCAGGCCCUCCUCAGGGCCAGCCACGUGCGGGAUGCCGUGCCCAUGAUCCGCUACUUGGUCUGGCUGGAGAAGAACGUGCCAAAAGGCAUAGUGGAUGAGUUCUCUGGGGCAGAGCUGCUGGAUAAGUUCCGAGGGGAAGAAGAGUUUUCCUCCGGACCCAGUUUUGAAACCAUCUCUGCUAGUGGUCUGAAUGCUGCCCUGGCCCACUACAGCCCGACCAAGGAGUUUCACCGCAAGCUGUCCUCAGAUGAGAUGUACCUGGUGGAUUCUGGGGGACAAUACUGGGAUGGAACCACAGACAUCACCAGAACAGUCCACUGGGGCACCCCCUCUGCUUUCCAAAAGGAGGCAUAUACCCGCGUCCUGAUAGGAAAUAUCGAUCUAUCCAGACUCGUCUUUCCUGCUGCUACAUCAGGACGAAUGAUAGAAGCCUUUGCCCGCAGAGCCUUGUGGAAUGUUGGGCUCAAUUAUGGUCAUGGGACGGGCCAUGGGAUUGGCAACUUCUUGUGUGUGCAUGAGUGGCCAGUGGGAUUCCAGUCCAGCAGCAUUACCAUGGGCAAGGGCAUGUUCACUUCCAUCGAACCUGGUUACUAUCAAGAUGGAGAAUUUGGGAUCCGUCUUGAAGACGUGGCCCUCGUGGUAGAAGCAAAGACCAAGUACCCAGGAACCUACCUGGCCUUUGAAGUGGUGUCCUUGGUGCCCUACGACAAGAACCUCAUUGACAUCAACCUGCUGUCCCCUGAGCAGCUCCAGUACCUGAACCACUACUACCAGACCAUCCGAGAGAAGGUGGGCCCAGAGCUGGAGCGGCGCCAGAUGCUGGAGGAGUUAGCAUGGCUGCAGCAGCACACAGAGCCCCUGUCCGCAAAGGCCCCACACACCACCUCCUUGUUCUCUCUGUUGGUAGUCUCCACUCUUACCAUCCUCAGCUAGAGUG